Hypoxylon fragiforme is the source of this 1385-nucleotide messenger RNA. Its product is annotated as isoprenoid synthase domain-containing protein. The transcript has 7 exons. Lineage: Eukaryota; Fungi; Ascomycota; Sordariomycetes; Xylariales; Hypoxylaceae. Bases 136 to 1242 code for a protein of 368 amino acids. The record is from RefSeq and is a predicted model, not a curated record.
GUAGAUUGUAGGUACAAGGUAGGGCUGCGGACGAAAUGUCGUGAAUGUAAUUUAGGGAAAAAAAACACAUAAUAGGAUAGGCAUAUUCUCUAGGAUGCCUUCUCUUUCACUAUUAGUGUUUUUGAACUAUCAAAAAUGGCGUCACCCACGCAAACCCACGGCGAAUUCGAUGAUCUCGCUGCGAGACUGAGAGGAAACACACUUCAUAUUCCAAACCUGUUGACGAUAUUCGUAGGCUGGCCCGGCGGCGUCAAUGCUAGGCUGGAAGACCUUCGUGAUGAGAUAAAUGGCCGCAUGCUGGGAAGCGUGAUAUCCGAUCCAGCGAAAAUAAAGAAAUACACACACGCCGACUUCGGAUUUCUCACUUCUACAUGGUUCCCCAAUGCCACCUGGUCGCGGCUAAAAGUGGCCGCCGCCUUCUUCGUCUGGGCCUUCGUCUGGGACGACGAAGUCGACGUCGGCGAAAACGAGAUAGACAACGAGAUCAGCGGCAGCAAAGAGCUGGUCCGCCUGUACUGCGAGCAGUCUCUCGCCUGCGCGUACAAGGCCCUGCGUCUUGGCUACGACGAGAUCCGAUUCCCACCGCCGGGAAGUUCGCCUGUUCGCAGCAUGGCGCUGUUCGAGGAAUUUGCUAAGGGGCUUCGGGGACAGGAUAAAGGUCAGCGGGACUUGGUACGUCGGGAAGUCGAGCUUUUGAUUCUCCAGGUGGUCGUGGAAUCGAACCGCAGGCAAGACGGGAGCAUGCCGACCCCGGAGCAGUAUAUGUGCAAUCGUUCCGGGACCGUAGGAGCGACGUGUCUCCUUUCUAUUGUUGACUUCAUGAAUGGAUUCAAACUCCCAAAAUGGGUUAUGGAGAGUAGGGAAAUGGGGCAUAUCUGGGAAGAGACAUGUUCCAUAUGCUAUAUCAUCAACGAUGUCUAUUCGUUCAAAAAAGAAAUGGACGUCGGCACAUUCCACAAUCUGAUCCCGGUACUCUUCCACGCCCAAGGCACCAACGAAAUAGGGGGCGCCAUGAACCGGAUCCUAGAAAUGAUGCAGCAGGCCUACGAGACCUUUGAGGCGGCGGCGGCGUCUCUGCUAAGCCGGGCAAAGGGCGACCGGCAACUGUGCGAGAAUCUGCAGGCCUACUUUGACACCUGUCGGACCUUUACCACCGGCCACAUACUCUGGAGCCUGGAGUCCAAGAGAUACGGGCUGAAACAGUAUCUGCAGGCGGACUCUUCUAUCAUAAUCCCGCUGUAAUGGAUAUACCUAAUAUUAGAAAUUUAUCUAUUAUACUCACGAUACCAUAGGUAGAGAGCUGUCAUGUGAAGCUGGCAGCUAACAAUACAAAGCCACCUACCCAGUACCUAUUAUGUUGCAGGUGUGCCUUGGGAGCCAUGGCU